Molecule: messenger RNA, 837 nt
Organism: Colletotrichum tamarilloi
Lineage: Eukaryota; Fungi; Ascomycota; Sordariomycetes; Glomerellales; Glomerellaceae
Exons: 2
Coding region: 1-837 (278 amino acids)
Molecular function (GO): glycosyltransferase activity
Source: RefSeq, a predicted model, not a curated record
AUGAGUUACCUCCCCGGGCUUUUGACCUUACAUCAUUCCCUCCUGGCCUCGGAUACAAAUUACCCCUUCAUCGCUCUUCACACAGACUGCUUUCCCGAGGAGGGCCGCGCCGCCAUUGCUGCCAGAGGGAUCCCCCUCCAACGGGUUCCACGGCUAAGCCCUUCGAACACAAGAGACUACUCAAGCGAGCCACGUUUUGAAGACACAUGGAUCAAACUGACCGUCUUCUCUCUCACCGCGUACAGCCGAGUCGUCCUCCUAGACUGCGACAUGCUCGUGCGCAAGAACAUGGACGAGUUGAUGCUGCUGCCACUGAAUCCCGCCGGCACCACCAUCACUACCGGCACAAAGGUCUUCGCUGCCGGUCACGCCUGGGUCCCGGCCAAUUGUCCGUUUACGUCUCACCACGCCGACCCUGAUGCAGCCCAGACCAACGGCAAGGAUCUUACUCAGCAGCCACUUGGGCUUCUAAACAGCGGUCUUCUCGUCGUGAUCCCCUCCAAAGGUCAGUACGAGGCGAUAGUAGACUGUGUCAAGACCGCACCUGCAGAGUGGGUAUUCCCUGACCAGGACCUCCUCGCCAAUCUGUUUCGUGGACGAUGGGUGGUGUUGCCCUACGUUUACAACGCACUGAAGACGCUGAGAUGGAACGGCGUGCACGAUGCUAUUUGGAGGGACAAGGAGGUCAAGAACAUUCACUACAUCCUUAGCCCCAAACCUUGGGCUGAUCGUGAAUGUGAUACAUCGGAUCACGACGAGUCCCAUCAGUGGUGGUGGGCGGCGGACAGGAAGCGCAGGGCACGGGAGGAAGCCGAUGGGAUUUCUGAUGGGUAUUGA